This is a messenger RNA of Anopheles marshallii, 864 nucleotides long. It is a transcript of the gene SpdS, whose product is annotated as spermidine synthase. NCBI's taxonomy places the organism in Eukaryota, Metazoa, Arthropoda, Insecta, Diptera, Culicidae. Gene Ontology annotation, molecular function: spermidine synthase activity. Gene Ontology annotation, biological process: spermidine biosynthetic process. The record is from RefSeq and is a predicted model, not a curated record. Bases 1 to 864 code for a protein of 287 amino acids. The transcript has 3 exons. Gene Ontology annotation, cellular component: cytosol.
AUGAAUCCUUCCGAAUGGUUUAGUGAAGUUUCCAACGAACUUUGGCCGGGCCAAUGCUUCUCGGUGAAGGUAAAGAAGGUACUUCAUGAGGAACGGUCCAAAUAUCAGGACAUCAAGAUCAUUCAGAGCGAAUCGCACGGUGUGGUGCUGAUCCUGGAUGGCAUCAUUCAGUGCACGGAACGGGACGAGUUCGCUUAUCAGGAGAUGAUUUCCCUCCUGCCGCUCUGCUGUCAUCCAAGCCCGCAGCGCGUGUUGAUCGUCGGCGGUGGUGAUGGAGGAGUCGCACGGGAAGUCGUAAAGCAUCCGUCCGUGCUGGAAGUGCACCAGGUGGAGAUCGACGAACGGGUGGUGGAACUUUCCAAACAGUAUCUGCCCUUCAUGGCGUGUGGAUUCGAAUCUCCCAAGCUGCGGCUAACGAUCGGCGAUGGGUUCGAGUACAUGAAGCAGCACGAAGGUGCCUUCGAUGUGAUCAUUACGGACAGCAGCGAUCCGAUCGGUCCGGCCGAAUCACUGUUCCGCGAGUCGUACUUCGAGCUGGUAAAGCGUGCCCUUAAACCGAACGGUAUUAUCUGCUCGCAGGGUGGCAGCUUCUGGCUGGACGCGGGGCAUGUGCGAGAAACGCUCGACUACUGUCGGAAGCACUUCCCGCGCGUGGCGUACGGGCUGGCGGCCGUUCCAUCGUACCCUACCGGUCAGAUCGGGUUUUUCAUUGCCAGCCUCAAUCCGGAAACGGAUUUCAGGGAACCGGCACGUAAGUUUGCGGACACAGAAAUCGAUCAGAUGGGACUGCGGUACUACACGACCGACGUACACCGGGCGGCAUUCACACUGCCAAGGUUUGCCGCAAAGGCUCUCAAUCCAUAG